AUGACGGCUGCCUGGGCUGUCUCUAACGCGGCUUGCGAUGAUGGGCCGAUCUACUGUGCGUGCAAGUUCGUUCUGUGCCACGUCUUGAUCACGUCGGUGCAGAGGACUCCCGCCCCCUCCUUAUCCCACCGCUGCGCCUCUGCCGUGAAGAUGACCCCAGCUGAUUGCCGCACAUCAUCUAUGGUUAAAACUGCAUGCUCCAUUGCGAUUUUCAGCGGGCUGUUGCUCGGAAUCGCACUGCCUGUCAACGGAUCGGAGCUUCGCAAAACCGCCAUCGUUACGGCCGUUCAGUCGGCCCGAUCGUCGGUUGUGAACAUCCGUGGUGAAAAGACCGUUCAUGCCGAGGGAAUCGGCCAGGCGGUGGAAGCCGACCGCCGUGUGAACGGGAUGGGUACCGGGGUGGUUAUCGACCGCCGUGGGUACAUCAUUACGAAUCACCACGUCGUCGACGGCGUGCAUGAAAUCCAGGUCACGCUCGAUAGCGGGGCCCAGUACACCGCACAGUUGAUCUCGUUCGAUGCCUCGACCGACUUGGCGGUCAUCAAGAUCGACGUCGCUCGGGCCCUGCCGGUGAUCACCGUUGGAACUUCUUCGGAUUUGAUGCCUGGCGAAACCGUCAUCGCUGUCGGGAAUGCUUACGGUUACGAACACACGGUAACCCGCGGCAUUCUCAGUGCACUGAAACGCACGGUGCAGGUGGGGGAAGGCCAACAGUACGACGACCUUCUGCAGACCGAUGCCAGCAUUAAUCCCGGUAACUCGGGCGGACCGCUCCUGAAUAUCGAUGGCGAAAUGAUCGGUAUCAAUGUGGCCGUGCGAGCCGGGGCGCAAGGCAUCGGGUUUGCAAUUCCGGUUGAUAAAGCAAUGCGGGUGGUCGCUGAGUUGAUGAGCACCCGUCAAGUGAAUAAGACGUGGCACGGUGUGGUUGGAGUGGACGAAUACAGCCCUUCACAGCAAGGGUUGGCCAUCAAAGUCUGCGAGCAGGGCAGUCCUGCCAAUCAGGCGUCACUACAGAAGGGCGAUAUCAUCGUCCGCGUCGAUGGUGAGGAGAUUACCCGACAGCUAGACUUCGAACUGGCUUUGCUUGCGGCAGAGUCGGGUGAGGAAGUGAAACUGAAGGUGCGUCGCGGGGGUGAGCAGAUCGAAAUCCCCCUGGUCGUUCGCGCCGUGCCAAAAGACCAGGUCGAGGGCGACGAUCCCAUCUGGAACACGCUGGGAAUGGAACUAACUUCCAUCAGUCCCAACGAUUUCCGCCAAUACCGCUCGGGUUACCGUGGAGGCCUUUCGGUGGCUGCGGUCCGGCCGAACAGCCCGGCCUCUCGACAGGGGAUCCGCCGCGGCGACGUCCUGGUGGGCAUGCACGUGUGGGAAACAGUCACUCUCGACAAUGUGAGCUGGGUGCUGAGUCGCCCUGACUUCGACCAACUCGAUCCGCUGAAGUUCUACAUUCUGCGAGGCCGCGAAACCCUCUACGGUCAUAUGACCGGUGAUUGCCGCGAGAAUUUGCUCGCCCGCAGUUGGCGAUUCUCUUGUAUUCGCGAUUGCCAACAUGCCAUCGGAAGAGCGUUCUUCAGUCGUGGGCGAUUGCAGACGGCACCGAUUCCCAAUCAUAAUCAGGCGUGCGGCUGUGAUUUUUGGGCUGGUGCUGUGUCGGGCGAGGUUGUCUUGCAAUCUGAGUUGGAAUUCAUCGAGUGGCUUCGUGAACACGUCCCGUCGCACUCUCGUUGCGACCUGCCCUUGGGCGACGACUGUGCACUGGUCUCUGUGAAGGACUCCACCGUGGUGACAACCGACAUGUUGGUCGAUGGGGUUCACUUCGUCGCAGCCGAGGUUUCUGCCCAGCGAAUUGGUCGUAAGUUGCUGGCGGUGAACCUGAGCGAUCUGGCGGCCAUGGCGGCCACCCCAAUUGCCGCGGUUGUUUCAAUCGCCCUCCCGCGCCAGGGUGGCUAUCAACUGGCGCUUGAACUCUACGAAGGGCUUCUUCCGCUAGCCAAGCAGUACGAUGUGGCCAUCGCUGGAGGAGAUACUAAUGUGUGGGACGGCCCUCUCGUGGCGAGCAUCACUCUUUUCGGCGAUCCGCAUCCUAGGGGCUCGCUCCGCCGAGAUGCGGCUAAGCCUGGCGAUGCGAUCGUCGUGACUGGGCAGUUGGGCGGCAGCUUGCUGGGGCGGCAUUUCGAUUUCGAACCGCGCGUGAAGGAAGCUGCACUGUUGCGUGACAAAUACGACCUGCAUGCCGGGAUGGAUAUCACCGACGGGUUGGCGAUUGAUCUAUCGAGAAUCAUCGCAGCCAGCGGUUGCGGGGCGAUUAUCGACGUUAACUCGGUGCUCAUCGCCGAGGCGGCCCAAGAGCUUGCCCGGCGUGCUAGUGACGAGCAAAGCGGAUUGCAACACGCGCUUCACGAUGGGGAAGACUUCGAACUCUUGUUGACGCUUUCGCCCGAAGAGGCACAACGCAUGGCGACCGAUCAGCCUCUGGAGAUUCCCAUCACCAUCGUGGGUGAAGUCACCCGCGACGGCGGGUUACCAACAUCGAACCUCACCAUGACGACUCCCACAUUUGCUUUCGAAGCCGUAGAUGAAUCGGCCACCGAACAGUUCGCGGGGGUGCUUGCCCGAGUGUUGCCCGACGGGUGUGUGAUCGCCUUGCGCGGAACGCUCGGAGCGGGAAAAACUCGUCUGGUUCGCGCACUUGCGGCCGCCUGUGGAGUCCCUGCUUCGACUGUGACUAGCCCCACCUUCACGCUAGUGCAUGAGUACCAAGGUGAACGGAGCUUCUUUCACCUGGACGCCUACCGCAUCGAAAGCGAACCUGAGUUUCUAGAGCUUGGGGUUGAGGAGUUCUUCGAUUCGUCGGCCAUUACCAUCAUCGAGUGGGCAGACCGCGUGCCAGGCUGUCUUCCAGACGCCUAUCUCGACAUUGAGAUCGAAGUCACCGGCCCCGACUCCCGGCGGUUUCAUGUCAGUGCGGUCGGGUCUGGGCUUGGGGGGAUAGUCCAGCAACUCGCUGUUGAACUGCCCGGGUAA
This is a messenger RNA of Cladocopium goreaui, 3024 nucleotides long. The record is from the annotation of a GenBank genome assembly. Lineage: Eukaryota; Dinophyceae; Suessiales; Symbiodiniaceae.